GUACAAUUUCAAAGCAUAAACAAGAAAGGGAAGAAAGUCGUCUUUUUAAUACUUUCAUUUCGUGUACUAUGAAAACCGAAGAAUAUUAGAAAUUAACGUGAAAUGCAACUAUUUUAUUUUGUUUUCUAAAAAAUUAACCUUGGCGACAAAUUUCGUUUGGUAUGAGCCAGUUCACUUAAUGAACCGAACGACCCAAGAUAUGCCGAAGUGUACAUGCAAAUGAAUGAAAAAAAGUUAGCUUGAAACACAAUGUCUUCCGAAGAGGUUGAGCUACUGUCUGAUAGCAAAUAUCGUCAUUAUAUCGCAGCUGUGGAGAAAGCUUUGAAGAGUUUUGACUCAACGAGCGAAUGGGCUGAUUUAAUCUCCGCGCUUGGCAAGCUAAAUAAGGCAUUAAAUGGUCCCUCAAAGUUCACCAUAAUUCCUCGAAAGUUGAUGAUUGGCAAACGUCUAUCGCAGUGCAUGCAUCCUGCCUUACCAAGUGGCGUUCAUCUUAAAGCUCUUGAAACCUACAACCUUAUUUUUGAGCGUAUUGGCAAGAAAAAUCUUGCUGAGGAUCUGUUUAUCUACACAGUUGGCUUGUUUCCACUCAUGGGUCACUCAGCUAUGUCAGUUAAACCAGUUUUAAUGAAGCUUUAUGAACAACACUUCCUUCCACUGGGAUGUUCACUUAUGCCCAGUCUACCAGGAUUGGUGCUUGGGUUGCUUCCAGGGAUUGAAGAAGGAUCGGAUUAUACUGAAAGGACAGUAUCUCUUCUUGAAUCAUUCUGUAUGGCCACAAAUAAGGAUGUUUUCUUUGAUGCACUCUGGCAAUCUGUUAUAACUACUCCUUCAGUACGACUUCCUGCUACAAUGUUCCUUCUUUCCCAGCUGGACAAGAAGUUACCUCCUUGUGAACAACAACAUUUACUUGGAAGCAAUAUUUUUUUCAUGGCUUGUCUAGCCCUUAAUGAUAGUCUGGCACUAGUACAACGGAAUGUUCUUGAUUUCCUGAUUUUGUUGUUACCCCUUCAUGUCCCCAACCUUCCUACCACAUAUAUGUCAACCAUCAUGACUGCAGCCUUGGGAGUAUUACUCAGAAGAGAUAUGUCAUUGAAUCGCAGACUGUAUGCUUGGAUUUUGGGCGGCAAUGGUGUCUGGCAAUCCCUGGUUUCCAGCAAUGGUAUUCAAUAUUUUGAUAUGUUUGGCAAGGCGCUUAUGGUUGAUGCCAUGAAAGCUUUGUUUAGACGUCAGAAUACUGCAGGGGUCGAGGCGGUGCUGAAAAGGAAGAUUGGUAAAAAAGAACUUUUGAAACCAUUCAGAAUCCUGUUAAACUUGUUAGAUAAACCAGAAAUCGGUUCUGCCAUUCUCGAGGAUGUUCUUAUUGAAGUGUUCAAAAAUCUUUACUUUGCUCAUCAUUAUUUCAUUGAGAAAGAGGUGGACAAUGAGGGUCACGGUGGGAGAAGAAAGGAUUCAGAAUCAGAAAAUUUAAUGGAUGAUCUUAUCAAGACCAGUAAUCUAUUGUUCAACACUUUUGAACCAUAUUUCAUGUGGCAUUAUAUUGCCAAACUUUUUCAAACAUGCACUAGAGAAACAGAUGUAGUUUUUGAUGGAAAACUGGUACAUAAAACCACUGAAGAAGAAAUUAAACCUGUUUCUACAGAAUCUGAUAUCGUGGGAGAUGGUAAAAUGGAUAAAACCUCUGAUGGAGAAAAAUAUCCCACAGAAAUUGACGACGAAAGAUUGCAGCUUGUUGACUUAAUUAGACUGACGGAUUACAUUUUGAAUAUUGUUGCUUUGGAAUCACUUAGAGACAGAAUCUCAGCAUUGGCGCAGCUUCUUUCUCAGAUAAUUUUAGAGCUUACCAAAGGUUGUGAGAAAUUUACUUUAAAUCAGCUUGAAGAAGGUAUUUUGCUUUGCUCUAAGCUCCUCUCCAAACUAACACCUUCUACAAACAUUAGUGAGCAUAUCCUAUGUGGAGAUAUUCCCACUCCAAGUUUAAGUCCAACUGUGGAGAACUUCAGUCCCGAAGAAUCCAUAGAAUAUGAUUCGAAAACAUUUGACGACACAAUAGAAAAUGAUCUUUCUCAAGGCAGACUGGAUUCACUUCGCAAACUUUCCGAGAAGUCACGUGACAACUUUGAAGAGUCACUUGACAUUAAUGACUCGCUUAAGUUAGAACCAAGUGAUGCAAUUGUUGAAGUUAAUACAACUUUAUCACGCGAGCAAGAUCGAGUACUACCCAAUGAGCAGUUACAUGAUUCGCGGGAGUCACGUGAGUCAGAAGACGAAGGACACGAAUUGUUUAUAAAUGAAAGUGGAAGCAAAACUAAUAAUGAAAAGGGGGAAGCUUCGGGUAACGGUCACACGUCUGAGAGUGGAGGAAUUGAGAAAAGGAAAGAAGGACGAAAUGCUGUGGAAGGUGAACGGAAUAAGAAAAAUUCAAAAGAAAACAAACGAUCAAAGGAUGUGGAAAGUAGCGAUGAUAAGAAACUUAAUUUAACACCAGGGAUGUUGCUUAAAGAUGUGAAAGAAAAGGAAGAAAGCAUCGCUGAUGGAAACAAUCAAUCAAUUUUAAUCAAACAAUGUAUCGAGCAUUACGAAAAAUUUAUCGUGGAAUUCUUUAAAUCGAAGAUUUUUCAUGACUCUCAACUGAUGGAAAAAUUACUUACUGAUAAUGAUGGCAUUGCGUCAUAUCAUACAAAAACAUACCACGGGGUUGUGUCAUUUUUAUUGUUCCAGUACUGGAGAACGGGGGGGAGGGUAAGUGACAUCUUUAUUGCUCUAGUACUGGAGAACGUGGUGGGGGAUAAAGAUCAUCCUCCAAUAUGGUUGCGAUGUUUACUUGCUUGUUGUCAUCAGAUUGCAGACUUUGACAUCCAAAGUACUUCCAUCUCUACCGUUCUUGACCUCAUCAAUCUUACGUUAUCUGUAAACCCAGCUGGUCUUGCCUCAACUGGAGUGAUAGUUAUCCCCAUUCUUACUAUUGAAGACGUUGUUUUGAUUGAAAAGUCUGAUAUGUACAAGGUGAUUGCUAGCAGUUUAUGGUCAACAUUGGGUCGUCCUCUUCCCAUCCAUCAUAGGAAAGCUGUGGAACUAUUGAUACAACUUCAUAACUUGACCCCAAGCCCUCGUCUAUGUGAAAACGUCAUCGGAUCAUCUAUGGUUGCUUCUCAAAAGGAAAGUCGCCUUGAGGCACUGAAGAGGUUUGCUAACCUCUGGCAUAUAGCAAAGAGUAUUUUAUCUCAAACAGUACAAGGAAGAACUGCACGAGGAUUGAGAACAUUUGACAGGUCUCUGUUUGUAAUGUUAGAUGGGUUUGAAUCUGAAGAACCUGAAAUAAGAUCUCUUACUAAGAUGUGGGUUAGCCAUUCACUUGAACAAGGGGACAUUGGUCGAAUACUGGAACCUCUUCUUUUGCUGCUCCUUCAUCCAUCCACUGCCCGUGUCUCAGAUUUCCAUUGUGAACGAGAGAAGAAAAAAAGACAACAGAUGAAAGAUAAUCAGAGGGAGCAUGAGGACAAAGAGGUGCAAGAUAGAACAAAGGAUAUAAAUAAGGAACACCACGCAACUUUUGAGGAUAAUGAUCCGGACAAGAGGCAUACUGAAAAAAAUGGAGAGGAAUCCUCAACAUCCUCACAAAUCCUCUAUUCAACAUCAAACAUGUACAAACUCCAUUACAGUGGUAAAUGUGAUUAUCAUCGUAUACUUUAUGCGUUUCGAACACUUUCCGGCAUCCUCCGUGUUGUUCCGAGGCAGUUCGUUUGUGCAUCAGCCGCCACUAGCAUCGGCAGCUCGUUUGGACCUUAUGAGGAACGUAUCAAAGAAUUAUUGAUUCGUCACAAACGAUCUUUACUUGGAAAUGGGUUUUACGGUCCACUUUUCUAUGAAGCAGGUGAAUCAUCGAUGUCGACAGGAAAGACGUCGAUAAGGCCAAAUAAAAGUAAAUAUUUGGAGAUUCUAAUCACUAUCGCAUUAUACUUCAUUCGAAGUCAUUAUCGAUCUUCAAACAUGACUGUUGAAUUACUUGAUGGUAAUGUUAAGAUUCAAGUAUCCAGUUUAGAAUGCCUGACAAACUUGAUUUGGGAACUUGUUAAACUGGUUAGGGAGGGCGGUCACGGUUUUGGUAACUUCAUCACGGACUUACUGUCUCGUUGUCGAGUUCAGAAGGCAAUCAUUCAUUGUUUGGCCGCUACUGUCGGCAAUAUAUCUCCGGAACCGAUGGUUUCCCGAGCAUCGCACGAUGGUUCCAGCACCUCAGAUCAAAUAAUACUGCAGUCGAAACUUUUAGAAGUCAUGGAAUCGUUGAUUGUUCUCGAGCAUGCGCUUCUUUCUACUGUCGAAGCCCUUACACCAGAUCACCAUGGCAACGCAGACUUUGAAAUAAUAAUGAAAGCGGGUGAAGAACCUAGUCCGAAUGUGGAGGGUUACACGUCAAAAUUUCGUCAGGGGAAAUCUCUCUCUUCUCAAGAAAUGCUGCUGAAUAUGAUAUUACAUUGUCUGAAGGCUCAAGAUGAUUUUGAAGUGAGAGGCCGUUGGACUGGCUUUAUAGUUGAGUGUCUUCCUUAUUUGGGCGCAGACCUCAAAAAAUGGGUUGUCCCUGUUGUGUUACAAAUGUGCACCAAUAUAAAUGACGUCACCAGAGUGUUUGAAGGUCAUGCAAGUGCGCAAAUGAACUGUUUAUCUUCGAUGAGAAAGCAAGAGUUGACCUUUCCACCAGAUUAUUUGUUAGCUUUACUUGCUGGUCUAACGUCCAUAUGUCAUUUCUGUUUGCUUGAUGCCGUUUCGUCACCAAUCUUCGUUGUACAACCUAGAGCAGGAACUUCAACGAACGUCCAUACAUUAGAUUCACCACAAAAGCCAGCCCGCUCCAUGCAAAUCUUUGCCAACCUUUUACAUGCAUUUUCAUCAAACAACAAGUCCAGUGAUCCAUCUACAUCCCACCAAUACCCCACACCACUUCUUGAGGCACGCGAAGGAUUAUUGACCAUAUUACCUCAAGUGAUCGCGACUUUGGUCUCAGUAUGGGGGGUGUGGGACCUAGAUCAAACCACAAAAUCUUUACCUUCCCGUAUGGCUCUCUUGGGAACAAGCAAGACCUUACGUCAAAAUAUUCUUCAAUUACUAACACCUAUCGCUAUGAAUCACACCAUUGUGUUUAUCGCAUCUCUCGCUGAUGUCUGGAGUAGUAAGAGUGUGACGUCGAAAGAUUGUGAAAUGAAAUCCAAAUUUUUCCUUGUUGUAUCUGAUGAUCAACUUCGUUUGGUCUCACUAAUGCUUGAUAUUAAGGUUUUGUCUUUGGAAGUUUUGAUUUCUUCGAUACAGCAAAUACUUCAUCAGGAUGCGACCAGUCGUGACAACGGUUUUGAAGCAAGUCUUUUGCAUUUUUUGCACGAGUAUCUCGUGCGAUGUACCAGCGAUCAUAUUACUCAAAUAAAAACCCUUUUUCUUGCCUUGAUCAAAGAUACUUUACAGAUGAACCUGCCCCCUCCUGCCGUGUUCUUGUUGGUCGUUAACUUUCACUCCUUCUCUCUCCGGAUACAGACAAAGGCAGAAAGAAAGUUUCGCAAAGAAACUCAGGAUGUUGCCCAACGUUUAAUUGAGUCUUGCACAUCGUUAGCUGGCCUUUCGCUUGGUUCAUCUGCGUGGUUCAGUCGAAAUCUCUCUGUAAUAAAAUUACCUCAAAACAAUGAUGUGGAUACCUCCGCGAACAAUGCCGAUGAUGUUACGGUGAAAAACGAUCCUCCCGUUGAGUCUACAAGAAAAGUUGAAAGCGGUAUCAACUCUAGCAAACACAGCACGCAGGCUUUGAUUGUUCUUGGUGAUCUGUUGGCGUCACUAUUGGAUACAUUGUUUGGUAGUGAAGAGAAGGAACGAGUUUACAAUUUUCUUGUUCAUGUCAUGUCCAAUGUUACUCCUUAUCUUAGAAAUCACAGCGUUGCCAAUGUUCCAAGUUUCCGUGCCUGCAGUACGCUGGUUGCUUCGCUCAGUGGCUAUCAAUACACAAGGAAGGCCUGGCGCAAGGAAAUGUUCGAAUUAUUCUUUGAUGCAAAUUUCUUCAAAAUUCCCUUGGAUUGCGUCGGAAAUUGGCGAAUCAUUAUUGACAAUCUCUUAACUCAGGACCAGGGCUCUUUUCGUGAGCUGAUGGCGCGAGCAACUGUAACAAGCACACCCACACUUAACUUAUUUGGAAAUCAAGAGACAGAAAUGCGACAACGUGCUUUGAUGCUGAGACGUCUGUCAUUUGGUGUAUUUAGCAGUGAAUCAAAUCAAUACCAGUCCUUUCUUCCUGAGAUGCAAGAGCGGCUGGCAGAGUGCCUGCGUAUGCCCCAGGUCCCUGUCCUUCAUGAGCAAGUCUUCCUUUUCUUCCGCGUGCUUCUUAUACGCAUGUCAGACAACAUGACGUCAAUCUGGCCAAUGAUUAUCUCUGAAAUGAUACAUGUGUUCAUGUUGAUGGAAAGCGAUCUAUUACAGGCAGAUAGGCCUGCACGUGAUCAACAAAUGUUCUAUUCUGAGGCAGUCCUUGGUUCCAGUACUUACGUGAACUAUAGUCGCAAGAAAUGGCUUGGUCUUUACCUUGCUGUUUGUAAGGUAUUGGAUAUGGCAUUAUGCCUUCCUCCUGAACAGUUACCUCAAUUUCAAUUGUAUCGUUGGGCAUUUGAAAGUCCAAACUCUGGGGAGAGUAAUGAGAAGGAAUCAAUAAAAGAGACUGGGAAGGUAGUCAAGCCAGAACAAGGGACAGAGAUACCUUUAAAUGAACAUCACAAUAAGACCAUGGAGAAUGGAAAGGUGGUAAGCAAGGAUUACAAAAUAGAAAAAGUUUCAAGAAAAGUUGAAAAAUCUGAAUCCGGAAAAGAUUUGUUAGCCAGUGAUAAGACCAUUGUGAAAGUUUUUAGACCAUAUGUCAACAGGAUAACAAAAUUGUUGCAAAAAUGUGAGACUGUUUAUGAGAGUGAAAAGGUCGGACAUGCUGGUGAACCUUUGUUAACUAUGCAUCAUCUAGAAUCUGUUCAAGAGUUGCUUCCUUUUUUGCAAAUGCUUUCAAAUGAAGGACGCAUUUUAUUUGAUCUUCAAACUAACAUCCAACAAAAACAGAGAAGAUUGAGGAUGGAAAAUGGUAAUAACAAUUAUUUUGAGAGAUUGAUUGAAAGAGACUUUCUUGAUGCUCUGAAUGAAUGAGAACAUUGACAGUAUUCUGUAUCAUUAAACAAUUCAUCCUAAGCUUACUAUUGUACAAGCUGAAUUAUUUCCCUUUGACAUUUAGUCAUCAAUUUCACCAAGUAUUUAAAUGUUGUAUUUUGUUUAAAUGUGAAUUGAGCAAUAACAACCAAAAUGUACUGUUUAUAUUUUAAAAAGCAUCAAGUGUUGUACAAAAUUUUGUAAACAACUUUUAGCUUCAGAUUGAGGAAAUUGUUCAAGACCAUCUAAAGCUGCAGCCCCACAGUCAUGUGCAUGUUUGAGAACACCUUUUAUGUCCAUAUUGUCUCUAUGUAUGCUGCUGUCUAUGGUUAUUAUGGUGUUUAAAGGAUUCUCUUGAACAUUUGAUGGUAAUAAGUGUUUGUUUUGCACAAUAAAUAUGUUCUGAAGUGAAA
This is a messenger RNA of Xenia sp. Carnegie-2017, 7568 nucleotides long. Its product is annotated as protein dopey-1-like. Gene Ontology annotation, biological process: Golgi to endosome transport. Lineage: Eukaryota; Metazoa; Cnidaria; Anthozoa; Malacalcyonacea; Xeniidae. The transcript has 21 exons. The coding region runs from base 250 to 7155 and encodes 2301 amino acids. The record is from RefSeq and is a predicted model, not a curated record. Gene Ontology annotation, cellular component: endosome; trans-Golgi network.